AUGACGGAGGCGCGGUUUCUACGAGCGCCCGAGAUAUCACAUCGAUCCCUCCGUGGGCAUGUCGAAAGCGAAACACUAGAUCGAACCGAGUCGUACACUGUUUUCGUACUUCUAAGACGAUUAUUCACGGAGCACAUAUACACAAUGUCCCGUUCCGAAGGAUAUACACAAAAUGGUGCUGAGCGAAACGGAAUAGCACUGUACUCGGCGAGUUGUCUAUGCGCGACUGACGGAAGGCGUCUACUGUAUCCGCCAUCUGCCGACGAGAAUGAAUGCGGUGAACUCGUCGCCUGGAGGUACUGUGUGCGUGUGUCCGUACACGGCCUGACGUUAGAAGAAUAUUGA
Danaus chrysippus (African queen) is the source of this 345-nucleotide messenger RNA. NCBI's taxonomy places the organism in Eukaryota, Metazoa, Arthropoda, Insecta, Lepidoptera, Nymphalidae. The record is from the annotation of a GenBank genome assembly.